Messenger RNA from Linum tenue, 2589 nucleotides. The record is from the annotation of a GenBank genome assembly. NCBI's taxonomy places the organism in Eukaryota, Viridiplantae, Streptophyta, Magnoliopsida, Malpighiales, Linaceae.
CAUUUCUCAAAUUAGGUUUGGUUGGAAAAUUGAGAAAGAGAAACGCCUCACCAAGUAUCUUUCUCACCUACUAACGGAGAAAAUCGUACCGUCAACAACAAAUUUGACCGACAGGCUACAGGUAGGAUCGCCGGCUGAAGCCAACCAAUCGCGUGAUCUCUAAAAAUUCUCUUCCGUCCGCCGUCUCUUGGAGAUCCAACAUCGCCGCCAUCCAUUCCCACUUCCUGCUUCUGCUGCUCAGCCCUCGGCUUUGGUUGAUCCCCAAAAUUCUCCAACUGCCAUCAAUAAAGUCGUCGGCUUUGCGUAAUUCCGCCGUCGAUCCGGCAACUUUAAUCGGAACCCAGGUGAGUAAUCUCUGGGCAGCCGCAUGGAGGCGAGCCCACCAACCUCGGCGGCCGCCGGAGGAGGAGGGCCUGCCCCUUUCCUGAUGAAGACGUACGACAUGGUGGAUGACUCUUCCACCGACGACAUCGUCUCGUGGAGCCCGGCCAACAACAGCUUUGUGGUCUGGGAUCCUCCAGAAUUCGCGCGGCGCCUCCUUCCUACCUACUUCAAGCACAACAAUUUCUCCAGUUUCAUCCGCCAAUUGAACACUUACGGAUUCAGGAAGAUUGAUCCUGAGAAAUGGGAGUUCGCGAAUGAAGAGUUUAUCAAAGAUCAGAAGCAUCUUCUGAAAAAUAUCCACAGACGGAAGCCAAUCCACAGCCACAGUCAUCCUCAAGGUGGUUCUUUGGAUCCCGAAAGAGCAGCAUUUGAUGAAGAGAUCGAGAGGCUCUCCCACGAGAAGGCUCAGCUUCAGGCUAGUCUUGUAGGGUAUGAGAAGCAGAGGUCGACUGAAAAAGCUCAGUUGGAAGAUCUCACGCAGCGAGUGGGUACCCUUUCGCAGAGGCAAGACAGUUUGUUAUCCUUCUUAGAGAAAGCUGUUCAGAAUCCUUCCUUCGUUAGGAUUCUCACCGAGAAGAUUGAAGCGAUGGAUGUAUCUGCUUACAGCAAGAAGAGACGCUUACCUGAAGCUGUUCAAUCAAGGCCAGCUGUUGACAGUGCGUUUGAUUCUAGUUCUAAACCAGAAUCUGGAAAUGCCAUCAAUCACCAAGAUUUCUCCAAUAAGUUGAGGUUAGAGUUAUCUCCUGCUGUCUCAGAUAUUAAUUUCAUCUCUCACAGCACUCAGAGCUCAAAUGAAGAGGGGGCUAGUGCACAAGGAAAAUUUAACGAACUAGAGCCGCCCAAAGAUGGACCAUUGAGGACACCUGGUUUGCUAUUUUCGGCACCAGAAACCUUAGACCUUUCAGAUACCGGAACUUCGUGUAUGUUUGUGGUUGAUUCAGCUUUCCCUAGGAAAGUUCCACCGAGUUUGAGUAGUUAUGAUGAAGCUGAUGGUCAUAUAUCAUGCCACUUGAAUCUCUCUCUGGCAUCCUGUUCUUUACAAGUAGAGAGUAACCAUUCAUCUAAAACGGCUCAAGUAGGUCAUCUGGAAGUCAGAACAUCUCCAGAGUUGAGGUUUAAUAGUGUCAAGGAUAAAGAACCGGACAUGAGGUCUUUACCAAGAGAUCGAAGUAUGAGUAUUGAUGAGAAACCAAACAUCGCGUCUGCUGCUCCAGGUCGUGUGAAUGAUGUGUUCUGGGAACAGUUCUUGACUGAAAGACCAGGUUCUUCUGACAAUGAGGAGGCUAGCUCUCAUUAUAGGGCUAACCCGUAUGAUGAGCAGCAGGAAGACCGAAGGUCAGGACAUGGAUUGUCAACAAACAACAGGAGCAUGGGGCAGCUGUCUCUUUGAACACUCGCUGUAGAGGCUGUUUCAGGUCUGCGGACUUGUCUCCUUGUGUGCAACCAUGAUUAAGUUCUGAAAUCCGAGAUUGGAGAUAGGAACAUUACGAGUUAACAUGAGGCUCGGUUUCUUUCAUCUGAAUCUUUUCAAGUGCCUCUCAUGCUAUUUAACACUGGGAAAACGGUGGUGUUGCUGUUAUCCUUGGAAUGGUUAACGUGAGACAUCAUAUCCUAAUGGAUCAGGAAUAUUAGUCAGUCAGCCUUUCUGGUUUUCCUUGCUUCAUUAGGAUUUAUCAGUGUUGAAACGUGCUGCUCAGCCUCCUGCAUCCUUGAGAUUUUCAUCAGUACGUCCUCUUCCUCUUUGACUGCGCUCUACAGAGAGAGUUAAUACGAGAAGUCAAUGUCCCAUUGCUGCUGAAUAAAAGAUAUCCUCGAAGAAGUCCCUCUCACUUGCACAUUCCCUUAAACUUGACAUGAAUUUAUCUUGUUUAAUAUGCUUGCUACUGGAAAUUGUGGCAUCCCCAGUCUGCAGAGUCUGCAAGUUGAUUAUUGUACUGUACAAGUCUCUGCUGCUGGUCUUGAUCUGUAGUAUUCUGUUGUCCAGUUUGAGUUGCAAUUAGAGAGUCGGUAGAAGAUCCAACCAUUGAUGUUGUAUGUACUAAAGGAAUUGCUCGAUGUAUCCGAGUAAAUUUUCAACGUUCUGUCUUGGAAUAAUGGCAUUAACAUUAUAAAGUUUAUCUUUUGCAUAUUUGUUUCCUUCCUUUUUAGAUUACGAUUGGAAGAGUACUGCUCCAGUGUUGACUUCACUGACUUUCACCAUUUAAC